Tupaia belangeri chinensis (Chinese tree shrew) is the source of this 3787-nucleotide messenger RNA. RefSeq names its product von Willebrand factor A domain containing 5B2 (gene VWA5B2). NCBI's taxonomy places the organism in Eukaryota, Metazoa, Chordata, Mammalia, Scandentia, Tupaiidae. Bases 72 to 3533 code for a protein of 1153 amino acids. The record is from RefSeq and is a predicted model, not a curated record. The transcript has 16 exons.
UUGUCUUGGAUCUGGCCCAGGCCCAGUCCACGCUGGUGCUGCCCACGGGACUCAUUGCCGCGGCCGGCACCAUGACAGUGACCCUGCGCAGCAGCCGGGAGCUGCCCUCACGGCCCGAUGGGGUACUGCACGUGGCGCUGCCCACGGUGCUCACCCCCCUGGCCCCACCAGGCCCACCAGGGCCCCCCAGGCCUCCGGGGCUCUGUGACGACAGGUUGGGCCUAUGCCCCACCAGCUGCUUCGGGGUCGGCAGCCCUCAGGAGGAAGGACUGGCCUGGGAAGAGCCGGCUGCCCCUCGGGACGUGUUCUCAGGCCCUGCCCGCUGCCCUGCCCCCUACACCUUCUCCUUCGAGAUGCUGGUGACCGGGCCAUGCCUGCUGGCAGGCCUGGAGAGCCCUUCUCAUGCCCUGCGGGCAGAUGCCCCCCCUCAUGCCAGCUCUGCAGCCACCAUCUGCGUCACACUGGCAGAAGGCCACCACUGUGACCGGGCCUUGGAGAUCCUGCUGCACCCCAGUGAACCUCAUCAGCCACACCUGAUGCUGGAAGCUGGCAGCCUGAGCUCAGCGGAAUAUGAGGCCCACGUGAGGGCACGCCGGGAUUUCCAGAGGCUGCAGCGCAGGGGCAGUGAUGGGGACCGGCAGGUGUGGUUCCUGCAGCGGCGCUUCCACAAGGACAUCCUGCUGAACCCCGUGCUGGUGCUGAGCUUCUGCCCGGACCUGAGCGCCAAGCCGGGACAACUGGGCACAGCCACUCGGGAGCUGCUCUUCCUGUUGGAUGGCAGCUGCUGCGCCACGCACAAGGAUGCCCUCAUUCUGGCUGUGAAGUCACUCCCGCCCCAGACACUCGUCAACCUGGCCCUGUUUGGGGCAUCAGUGCAGCCCCUCUUCCCAGAGAGCCGGCCCUGCAGUGACGACACGGUGCAGCUCAUCUGCGAGAGCCUUGAGAGCCCGCAGGCUCCGAGCGGCCCCCCGGACGUGCUGGCUGUGCUGGGCUGGGCCGUGGGGCAGCCCCAGCACAGGGCCCACCCUCGGCAGCUGUUCCUGCUCACUGCGGUCUCGCCCACAGCUGCCACUACCCACCAAGCUCUGGAACUCAUGAGGUGGCACAGAGGGGCAGCCAGGUGCGCCUCCUUGGGGCUGGGGCCCGCCUGCCAGCAGCUGCUCCAGGGCCUGUCUGCCCUCAGCAGGGGCCAGGCCUACUUCCCGAGGCCGGGGGAGAGGCUGCAGCCUGCGGUGAGCUCCGCCGGGUCCUGGCCCUGCUCUGAGCAUCUUUCUUGCGAGUAUACCAUCCGAACAGCCCCGCUCUCCUGGCAGGACUGCCCGUCCAGCCCCUUCUCUCUGAGAUAUCACUUUGUGGUGUGUGGGUGCUGCGGAGGGCAGACGUGUGGGCGUGAGGCCUCUGAGCACCCCUACAUCUUGCAGUUGGGCUUGGAACUGAGCCUCAUCCUCACCAAGUCCAGGGCCAGACCAAAUCCCGCUGGGGAAGAGGCCGUGCACAAUGAGGCAAUUCCCCCAUGCUAUCCUCUUCAGGGCCAAGAGCCUGGCUGGCAGAGCUUGGCUGGCUCCAUGUUCCCAUCCCCAGAGGAGGCACCAUCUGUCACCAGCCCUGGCACUGAGCCCAGUGGCCCCUCGGAGCCACCAGGAGCAGGCAGUGUGUCGGCAGAGCUGUCCAGCCCAUGGGCUGCUGGGGACUCAGAGCGGACAGGUACUGACGCGCUGACAGACCCAGUCACGGACCCUGGGCCCAACCCCUCCUCUGACACCGCCAUCUGGCGCCGCAUCUUCCAGUCGUCCUACAUCCGCGAGCAGUACGUGCUCACCCACUGCUCUGCCAGCCCCGAGCCGGGCCCGGGCUCCACCGGCAGCAGCGAGUCCCCAGGCUCCCGGGGCCCUGGCUCCCCAGAGGGCAGUAUCCCCCUGGAUCCCCCGUCUCAGCAGGGCUGCCGCAGCCUGGCCUGGGGAGAACAUGCAGGCUCCCGCUCCUGUCCUCUGCCUGGGUCCCAGCCAGCUCCACUCCAGGUGGGGGCCCUGAGUGCGGAGGCGCUCGGCCGUCGGCGCAGAGUGGCUCUGGCUGGCCGAAGCCUCUCAUCGCCCCCAGGUCGGGCAAACCCUGUCCCUGGCCGACCUCGGCACCCCUCUCUGAGUGCAGCACCAGAGGGGCCCAGCCCUGAGCAAGGUGCACAGCUGGGACAGGGCCUGGAUGACUCAGGAAACCUGCUCUCCCCAGCCCCCAUGGACUGGGACAUGCUGAUGGAACCACCCUUCUUAUUCACGGCUGUGCCCCCCAGUGGGGAGUCGGCCUCUCCCUCGGUGCCGCUGCCUCCCCAGGCCCCACGCUGCCAUGUGGUGAUCCGGGCCCUGCGCGGGGAGCAGCCCAUGUGCUGGGAAGUAGGCAUCGGUCUGGAGACGCUGUGGGGGCCUGGGGGUGGCUCCCAGGCUCUGCUGCCCCCUGUACAAGAAGCCGCCUGGGACCAAGCACUGCACCGGCUAACAGCAGCCUCUGUGGUCCGGGACAACGAGCAGCUUGCUCUCCGAGGAGGGGCCGAGACCACAGCAGACCGCAGCCACGCCCGCAGAUCCCGGAUUCGAGCAGUUCAGACGAGCAAGGUCAGCUUGGCACCCUCCUGCUUCACCUGCCCGGUGGCUGUGGAUGCGGCCACGAGGGCGGUCCUGCCGGGGGCCCUGCAGGUGUGGAGCGCAGAGCCAGCCCAGCCCCAGGGUGCCUCGCCGGCCUCUCAGGACCGCCUGGAUGCUCCUCUGCCCACCGCCGUCCACGCUGCAGGGGCCUGGGACCCGGACCAGAGCAGCAGCUCCAAGACCGCUCUCGCUCUCGGGGAGCCUGCAGCCCCCACCGGAGGUCCUCGCCGUCCGCCGCCGCGGCCUUCUAGGCUUAGCUUGGGGCGCCGCGGUAGACCCUGCAGCCCCGACCAGGGCCAGGCCAGCGACCGCCACCGCCCAGGCAGCGACCACGACUACCUGCCCUUGGUGCGGCUGCAGGAGGCGCCAGGCUCCUUCCGCCUGGACGCGCCCUUCUGCGCGGCGGUGCGCAUCCCGCAGGAGCGCCUGUGCCGCGCCUCGCCCUUCGCCGCGCACCGCGCCAGCCUCAGCCCCACCUCGGCCUCGUCGCCCUGGGCACUUCUAGGCCCUGGCGUGGGCCAGGGCGACAGCGCCACGGCCUCCUGCAGCCCGUCGCCCAGCUCUGGCUCGGAAGGCCCAGGCCAGGUGGACAGCGGGCGGGGAUCAGACACCGAGACCUCGGAAGGGGCGGAAGGGCUGGGCGGGGCCGACCUGCGGGGCCGGACCUGGGCCACGGCUGUGGCCCUCGCGUGGCUGGAGCAUCGCUGCGCCGCUGCCUUCGGGGAGUGGGAACUCACUGCGGCCAAGGCCGACUGCUGGCUCCGGGCCCAGCACCUGCCUGACGGCCUCGACCUGGCUGCCCUCAAGGCCGCGGCCAGGGGCCUCUUCCUGCUGCUGCGCCACUGGGACCAGAACCUGCAGCUGCAGCUGCUGUGCUACAGCCCGGCCAAUGUGUGAGGGCCGCGGUGCCCCCACACUCUCACUCACUCACGUCACUGCCGUCCAGAGCCGGCCUCUCGGUGCUGGGGAGGAGUGGGCUGGUGUCAGCCUCGCACCACUGCUUUGUAGGCCCUCCCCAGAACCCUCGUGCCCACACAAAAAGUGCCUGCCUGCGCUCUCUCCCACGACCCUCCUCCCGGCCGAGCUCUGCACAGCAGCUCAAGGGGAGAGAGCACGGUCCCUAACCCUAUGCAAUAAAGUGCCUCCUGGAA